AUGGCCGAUAUCAGGAAAGAUGUCACUUCCGACCAUCUCGAAUACAGCGACGAUGGGAAUACCACCAAGGGCCAGGACAGCGACCUGGUACGCAACAUUCGCAACCUCCCCGACGAUGAACGGCAGCAGCUGGAGAAGAAAUUGGUGCGCAAAGUGGACAUUCGGCUGCUCAUCAUGAUGGUGAUCAUGUACAUUCUGAAUUACCUGGACCGCAACAACAUUGCUGCCGCCAAGCUGGCCGGGCUGGAGACAGACUUGAAUCUGAAGGGUGACCAGUAUCAGCUUUCGGUCAGCAUUCUGUUCAUCGGAUACUUGCUUAUGCAAGUGCCAUCCAACAUGAUCUUGAACAAGCUGGGAAAGCCAUCGCUCUACCUCCCUGGGUGUAUGCUCGUGUGGGGUGCGAUCUCCUGCGCUACUGCUGCCACGCACAAUUUCACCGGUCUACUACUCUGCCGUUUCUUUCUGGGAUUUGUCGAGGCCGCAUAUUUCCCCGGCUGCCUAUAUCUGCUUUCCGCCUGGUACACUCGCAAAGAACUCGGCAAACGAACUGCACUAUUAUAUUCCGGUUCCUUGCUAUCAGGUGCCUUCUCGGGUCUCAUCUCGGCAGGUAUAACCAGUGGAUUGAAUGGCGCACGAGGCCUUGGCGCUUGGAGAUGGUUAUUCAUUAUCGAAGGAUCGCUUACUGUAUUUGCCGCGUUCAUCGCGCUCUUCAUCAUUCCCGAUCUACCACGAACCACGCGAUGGUUGUCGGAGGAAGAGAAAGCCCUGGCUGCCUGGCGGUUGGAAGCCGACAUUGGUGAGGAUGAUUGGGUAGACCAGCAACACCAAUCUAUGUUGCAUGGCGCCAAGUUGGCAUUCUUCGACAUCAAAGCCUGGCUCCUCUUGGGAACCAUCUACGGCUGCACAGCUUCAGGAGCUGUAACUACCUUUUUCCCGAGUGUAAUGGCUGGGCUUGGGAAGAACAAUAUUGAUACCUUGCUGCUCACGACACCCCCAUAUUUGAUUGGCACAAUUCUCGUCCUGAUCAAUGCAUGGCACGCCGACUUGACGGGCGAACGCUAUCUGCAUAUCGCCCUGCCUCCGAUCCUCGCCAUUGUGUCGUUCAUCCUCGCCAUGGCAGGCAGUUCCUUCGCCGCACGAUAUGUGGCGAUGUGUAUCAUGCUUCCUGGAAUCUAUUCCAGUUAUGUGGUGGCUCUGGGCUACAUCUCCAACAUUCUCCCCCGUCCCGCAACAAAGCGAGCGGCGGCUCUUGCCUUGAUCAACUGUUUGAGCAAUGUCUGCCAGAUCUAUACCCCCUAUCUCUACCCGAACUCGGCAUCACCAAGAUAUAUCACGGCAUUCAGCGUGAACAUCGCAAUGUCAUCUAUGACCAUCAUCUUUGCCACAAUCCUGCGUCUUUACCUGGGACGUCUGAACAAGCGGCUGGACCGAGAAGAAGGUACCGAGAUGGGGGCCUCGAGUGGCCAGCGGCACGAUAAUGAAGAACAUGGGCUGCCUGGUCAGGCUGUGACUCGAGGGUUUAGAUUUCUGCUCUAG
Molecule: messenger RNA, 1536 nt
Organism: Aspergillus aculeatus ATCC 16872
Lineage: Eukaryota; Fungi; Ascomycota; Eurotiomycetes; Eurotiales; Aspergillaceae
Exons: 10
Coding region: 1-1536 (511 amino acids)
Biological process (GO): transmembrane transport
Cellular component (GO): membrane
Molecular function (GO): transmembrane transporter activity
Source: RefSeq, a predicted model, not a curated record